Molecule: messenger RNA, 423 nt
Organism: Corylus avellana
Lineage: Eukaryota; Viridiplantae; Streptophyta; Magnoliopsida; Fagales; Betulaceae
Source: RefSeq, a predicted model, not a curated record
AUGGACUACAGCCUAGUAGCGCUGAAGCUACUGUGUGCUCAGCUGAAGGAUGCGACAAAAAUGGCGCCGCAGAAUGCCAUGACUCUCGAUGGCAUCCUCUUCCAACGUACUUGGUUACAAGGUGUUCUGGUCUCAGCCCCCGACGAAAACAACAACGUAGAAGCGCCGUUGCUUCUCAACGACAGCACCGGCGUCGUCAAGCUCUCCCUCAACUCUGCCAACUCCCGUCUGCACCCUUGGAAGACCGAUACCAAAAUUUUCACUCUUCGGAUAUACAGUGCAGGUGCAGUUGAGCCCCUAGUGAUCAAGGUUCACAAGAUUGUUGAGCUUUCAACGAUCCCGGAUCGAGAGGCGAUGUGGUAUCUUGAAGUUAUGGAGGCAUGCAAACUGUUCUACGGCCCCUUAAUUGAAGAACUUGUGUGA